This is a messenger RNA of Cryptotermes secundus, 1998 nucleotides long. RefSeq names its product oligodendrocyte transcription factor 2. Bases 468 to 1388 code for a protein of 306 amino acids. NCBI's taxonomy places the organism in Eukaryota, Metazoa, Arthropoda, Insecta, Blattodea, Kalotermitidae. Gene Ontology annotation, molecular function: protein dimerization activity. The record is from RefSeq and is a predicted model, not a curated record. The transcript is spliced from 3 exons.
ACAGCGUCCGUGUCUGUUUACGGGGGGGGGCGGUGUUCCAUCUGGGGUUACCAUAGUUACCGAAGGUUUUUGUUCUCACACCAUGUACUAUGAAAGACUGGUCUGUAUGUGUCUGGAGAGACGCAAUAAUAAUGAAUGUGAUGGUUGGUCCAUUGUGUCAGUAUUCGCCCCUCCACCAACAUCUCAUCCACUCCUUUUCACCCUCGGGGGACGCCAUCUGCCGCGCAAUUUCGUCUCAGCAUCGCGUCACUCCUGCCACCUAGCGGAACGUCGUUGAAGCUUUCCUCAAAACAUCCAUACUUUUACAGCUUUGUUACAGCGGACACAGGUGGCAACUUUUGUUCUCUUUCUGUUUCAAAAGUAACCCUACUUCUUCUAGUGGCACUUGACAGGAAAUAUUUGGUAAAUUAUUUUGUACGAGUGCACGUAGAAAGGACCCGAAUUUUGAAGACUUCAAAACAGUUGACAUGAGAAGAAGAUGCGGUGACGAAGAGGUUGAUCCUAGCAUUAUUUGUGGAGCCACCUCACGAGCACCAGGAGAACUUUCGCGGUUGUGGCGUCUGGAGGCUCAUCAUCAGGAGGCUUUGACCGGUGGCACGGCGGCGUGGGCUUGGGAGGCCGCGGCAGAAAACACUGAUACGAGCGUUGCCAUGGAUACGAAUAGCAGCUUCCCCUUCUCUGGUUCGUCCAGCCAGUCCCAACAGCCACAAGAUCUGGUCCAGCAACAACUACAACAGGUUCCGGGGCGCAGGACUCCUCUCGGAGCUGUGGGACUAGGGGGGUUUUAUUUCUCUUCGUCUCCGUCAUGCCCCCCGCCCCCCAACAAUGGAACAUGCCCCCUCCAGGCUGACGAGAACAGGCCCGAGUCAGCCGGGUCACACCAUCAAAAUCAGCACAUGGGACAGAGAUUAAAUCAACAUCAACAACGAUCUUCCAGCAUGGGGAGCAGUGGCGGUGGUAGCGGAGGUGUUGGCAAAUCGAAAUCCCGUCAGGGUAAAAUGGUGCGACUCAACAUCAACGCAAGAGAACGAAGAAGAAUGCACGAUUUAAACGACGCAUUGGACGAAUUACGUAGCGUAAUCCCUUACGCACAUUCGCCGUCAGUGCGGAAACUGUCCAAGAUAGCGACUCUUCUCCUUGCUAAAAACUUCAUUCUUAUGCAAGCGAAUGCACUGGAGGAGCUGCGACGGCUCAUCGCGUACCUACAGCAAACGGUGGCAGCGGCGGGAUUGGCUCCAGCAGGUGGAUACGCUGAACUGGCGGGAUUCCCCGCAACUCCAACCGCCACCAAACUACAGCAACAGGCUCAGGUGGCAGCUACGGCAACAUCAGCCCCAAGGGGCUCCAACGGUUCUGUAGUGGCCCCUGGAUCGGCCACGGCUUCUUGAAUGUUAAAGAAAAAACUGCAAUCAUAAGAUUAGUAAAAUCAUUUGGACCAGCCGGGUAAUAAAUAAUAGGGAGUAAAUAAAUAAAUCUUCGGUAACAUAAAUUAACAUGCAGGUUUAUAAGACUCUGUGUAACUUCAGACUUUAAUCUAAAGAAUUUUAGUUUUACAGACGAUACAUGACACACAUAAAUCGGCCUUAUAAUAUCACUGACAUAAGAUAGUGUAAUCAUAAAUGUCUGUAGCAAUACAAUUGUAGUUGUCAUUAGGAUAUAAAAUCAAAAGAAGGCUGACAAAAAUGAAAUCACGGGAAAGACUACUGAAACGCAAUACAACUAUAACAGACUCAUACAAAUGUCACUGAUAAAUUAAGAUUUAAACAUACAUUAUAAUUUUAUAAAUAGAAUAAUUCUUUCGCCUCAACUUCGUUCUGAAUUGCUGGAGGCUGGUAACUUCGUAAAAUACUUUAUAAUUUUCUCAUUUAAUUAAAAUUAAAUAACAAAGUCUGUAAAAGUUGUAUGAAUCAGGAAGGAAUAUACAAAAUUUAUGUGAAGUAGAGUCACAGUAGAUUAAUUAUGUUCAGAAAGAGAGUUAUAAUAGUUCUUACUGCGAAU